This is a messenger RNA of Necator americanus (New World hookworm), 1350 nucleotides long. RefSeq lists its product as uncharacterized. Gene Ontology annotation, molecular function: structural constituent of cuticle. The transcript has 7 exons. NCBI's taxonomy places the organism in Eukaryota, Metazoa, Nematoda, Chromadorea, Rhabditida, Ancylostomatidae. The record is from RefSeq and is a predicted model, not a curated record. The coding region runs from base 1 to 1350 and encodes 449 amino acids.
AUGAGCGUUCAACGCUACGUACUCGCUGCAACUUGCGGCGGCUCAGCCAUGGCUAUCGCAACCGCUAUUUGUCUCACUGUAUCGCUGCUAAGCGAAAUCAAUUCAUUCUAUGACGAAGUCAUUACAGAUAUGAGCGAGUUCAAGGGCUAUGCUGAUGAUGCUUGGCAACAGAUGCUGAAAACUACAGGAGGAGACCACGGCUUUGUGCUGGUCGCGAGAACACGUAGAGGAUAUCAGAUCCCACCCACUGGGAUUGAAGCCCCUCCUGAACUAGGAGUGGAUGCGGCGAAAUCGGCAGGUUCUGAUGAUGACGGCGGAUCUCACGAAUGCAACUGCGCAGCACAAUCAGCCAAGUGCCCUGCGGGACCACCGGGACCACCAGGAAUCCCUGGAGCACCAGGAGAAGACGGCGAGAAUGGAGAAGAUGGAAAGGCAGGAGUUCCCGGAAUGGCCGUAAUGGUUCAGAAGAUGAUGGGGGGCUGUAUCAAAUGUCCCGCUGGUCCUUCGGGACCACCGGGACCUGAUGGACCUGCUGGACCAGAGGGCCCUAGUGGGAAACCGGGAACGGAUGGUGCUGAUGGAACUGGAGGUGAAUCUGGACCUCCUGGACCACCUGGUCCGCCAGGAUCAGAUGGAAAGCCUGGCGCAGAUGGAACACCCGGAGAAGCAGGCGCACCGGGUAUGAAAUCCACAAAUCCUCCUGGACCAGCAGGCCCACCUGGUCCUCCAGGACCAGCAGGACCCAAUGGAGAGGAUGGUGGAAGUGCUGGUGACGGUGCUGCCGGUCCUGCUGGACCACCUGGAUCACCAGGAAAAGAUGGUUCCCCUGGCAUUGAUGGCGCACCUGGUGAGAAAGGAUCUGAUGGAUCUCCUGGAUCGGAUGCAGCCUACUGUCCAUGCCCUCCUCGUAGCAUGACUGCAAUCGGUGCUGGAGCUCAGUCAGAAACUAUUGCAGGCGCAGGUGAUGGAGAAAAGAGUGGAAGUGAAUCACCAGCUGGCGGUUCUGGAGGAAAUACGGCGGCGAAUGCUGGAGGGGGAGGAGGAGCAGCUGUAACAGCCGGAGGAGGUGAUGUGUCUGCCGGAACAAAUGAAGAUGCUGCUUCUAGAGCUGAAACGGCCAGUCGAGGAAAUGGACUCGACGAAGCAAUAGGAAAAGGGUCUUCUGACUCCAGCAAAGGCGCUGCGCCUGGGUCAGCUCCCGCAGCUCCAGCAGAUGAUGCUGCUCCAGAAGGAGCUGGAGCUCCACCUCCAGCACCAACAGUUCCCGCUCCUGCCUAUCCAACUGCUCCUAUUGAAGCGCUCAAGUCUGCGACGAGGUUGCGACGGUUCUUUAGGCGUUUCUGGGCCUGA